Carassius auratus (goldfish) is the source of this 1907-nucleotide messenger RNA. RefSeq names its product phospholipase B1, membrane-associated-like. The coding region runs from base 1065 to 1799 and encodes 244 amino acids. Gene Ontology annotation, biological process: phospholipid metabolic process. NCBI's taxonomy places the organism in Eukaryota, Metazoa, Chordata, Actinopteri, Cypriniformes, Cyprinidae. Gene Ontology annotation, molecular function: A2-type glycerophospholipase activity; retinyl-palmitate esterase activity; phosphatidylcholine lysophospholipase A1 activity. Gene Ontology annotation, cellular component: brush border membrane. The transcript is spliced from 9 exons. The record is from RefSeq and is a predicted model, not a curated record.
GGUGUCCAGUAUUGUUUCAGAUUUUUGAAGCUCUAGUUACCUUAAAACUCCUCCUUCAGCACUCAUUCAGCCUUUCCAAAAGUUUCCAAAAUGGGUCUUAAAUUCCUCUGCAUACACACAAAUAUUUUAAUUCAUCAAGGGUUUGCAGUAUGGCCAUAAUACUCAGUUUUUUGGUACUACAAGACACCUUUUUCCUUUUUUAUUGUAAAAUCAAUACAUUGCUCUCAGAACUAUUUUUGAUUUUUGUGUAAGAUCUGUAGCUCUGUGCAAUCUAACAUUAAGUUCCUGAAGCUGAUUCAUUUGUUUUGGGAUGUGGCUAUUUUUGUGCUAAAUCUCAGUUUUAGGUUCUUUUUCAGAGGAAAAAUAUUUCAGUUCAUUGAAAUUGUGAACAUUUUGAUUGUUUGGCGAUGGUGUCUGCUGUUUCAGGUAAAAUAGCAAUACCAGAAUGUGAAAAAAAGUCUGCAAUGUAAAUGUAUGUAUGUGGAUGGGAUUUAAAGAUCUGUUUUGUUUUUUUCGGGCAAAGAUUCACCAGAGCAUUAGAUUGUUUUUGCUAUUCAGCAAUGGUUUGAAGCUUUGAAAGUGAUAUAACAAAUUCUUCUAUGUUCCCUGUCAAUCAAACCGCACAUAAUACUGAUAUAGAUCACAACAGAAGAGUGUUACAAAGGAAAUAAUAACAUGACAAAGUUUCUAAAUAUCUAAUAAAAAUCAGUGGUUUCACAGCUGAAUGUAAUUUUCUAUCUUAACAUAAUUAGACCUUCAGUCCAAAAAAAACAUCCAGUGCACAACAUCUCUGAAAGGGUUCCUGGUCCUGAUCUGCACUGAGCUGGGGGUCUGUUUCUCCCGGGCCCCAGUGCGACAUGGCUUCCAUUAAAGCUCUCUAAAGUUGUGAAUGGUCACCAGUCCUCUGGCAGUUGCAUGUGCGCCUGGAUCAUGCUUUAUGUUGGUGGGCCUGAACUUCGUCACUCAGCUGUUUUGGGUGGGGGAGAUAAAGGGGCACUGAUAUAAUGGCCCCGUUCUCUCUACACGCACAUCCAUUGUGCUAAUCCGCUUGGAAACGCUCCACCAUGGAGUGGCUUUUCAUUACCGUGGCAACCUGCUUGCUAGUCCUCUGUCCUGUCAAAGGUGAUAAGUGGAGACUGGAAUAUGAAGAAGGACUCAGUCACUACAGCGAGGAAGCACUUCGAACGGAGUUUCCUGAGAAGACCAGGCCAGUCAGUUUCAAACACCCACCUUUCAUGUGUCCUGACAUGAGCCCCUCUUUUUCUGUGCCCACCUCAGUCGAGCUGGUGAAAGCAGCGGAUAUUAAAGUGAUCGCUGCCCUUGGGGAUUCAUUGACAACAGCCAUUGGUGCAAAUGCAACCACAGUUCUUGGCAUACCUAUUGAAUUUCGUCACGUGUCUUGGAGCAUUGGUGGCUAUGGGUCCUUUCAAGAUGUCAUUACACUGGCAAACAUCAUUCGACUCUUCAACCCCCAUUUAGUGGGACCUGCCCCAACCAAGACGGUCCAUGGGACCCCAGCGCCCCUCUGUGAGACUGGAUUUAACCUGGCUGUAACCGGACACAACACCUUUAAUCUUCCUGAACAAGUCAGGCAUUUGAUUGAUACAUUGAAAACAUAUGAGGAAAUUGACUUUGAUGAGGACUGGAAACUGUUGACCAUUCUAAUUGGGAUGAAUGACAUCUGUGAUUACUGCAAAGACAAGGCAUUGCUUACAAAGCUGUUUCUUUGGCAAACUACAGACAGAAGAUUCUUCUACAGUAUUGACAAAUUUUGUUCACGAUGUCAAAGCGGAAACUAGAGGAAGCUUUAAAUAAAUGUUAAAUUGACUGUGAACACAUAGAUGAUUGUAAAGAUGAUCAUUAACAGCAUGGUCCAUGAAAUUUGUUUACUUUAAAAAAAACAAAAA